This is a messenger RNA of Ahaetulla prasina, 3107 nucleotides long. It is a transcript of the gene SLAIN2, whose product is annotated as SLAIN motif family member 2. The record is from RefSeq and is a predicted model, not a curated record. Gene Ontology annotation, cellular component: microtubule plus-end. Gene Ontology annotation, biological process: positive regulation of microtubule polymerization; microtubule nucleation; cytoplasmic microtubule organization. The transcript is spliced from 9 exons. NCBI's taxonomy places the organism in Eukaryota, Metazoa, Chordata, Lepidosauria, Squamata, Colubridae. Bases 142 to 1977 code for a protein of 611 amino acids.
CGGCGGCUGCGCUUCCCCGCCCGGCCGUGUAGGGGGGGCCCGUCGGCCUUGGCAAGCCAGCGGGCGGGCGGCCUCGGCCUCUGAGGAGCGGCAGACGCCGCCUGACAAGAGCCCAGAGGCGGCGGCGGCGGCGGCGGCGCCAUGGAGGACAUCAACUCCAACGUGAACGCCGACGCCGAAGUGCGGAAGCUGCAGGAGCUGGUGAAGAAGCUGGAGAAGCAGAACGAGCAGCUCCGCAUCCGCAGCGCGGCCGGGGCGCCCGGCGGCAGCCCCAAGAGGCUCCUCAGCGGAGGAGGAGGAGGAGGAGGCGGCUCGGGCGCCUGCACGCCGCCGCUGCUCUUGACGCCCCCCGCCGCCCAGCCCUCGCCGCCGUCCUCCUCCUCCUCGCCGUCGCCCCUGGGCCUCGAGAGCCGCGGCCUCAGCGCCAAGGCCGGGCCGCGGCGGCCUCCCGCGCUCGACGACGACGAGCGGGGCGCCGCCGACAAGAGCGGCCUGCUCGACGAGGUGGAGCCGCUGAGGCCCGACGAGCUGGAGCGGCUGGCCGGCUGCGAAGAGGACGAGACGGGCUGGUUGUAUAUGUCACCAAAGAAGAAAGUAGUGACCCCUGUGCAAAAAUCAAUCAGUCCGCUCGUUUGGUGCAGGCAAAUACUGGAUUAUCCAACUCCAGACAUUGAAUGUGCUAAACAGUCGUUGAUCCAUAGGCUUGAACAGACCAUGUCAGCUCUCAAGAGACACAGCCUAUAUAGUAAUCCAUUCAACACUGUCAAUUACACAAAUUCCUAUAGCCACAGUGCUGGCAGUCCCUACAAUACGAGCUUCAGUUCUUCUUCCCCUACACCAGCGAAAGCUCCGUUAGUAAAACAGCUCAUAUAUCCUAACAACUCAGGUCAUUUCAAAAGUUCUGAUCGAAAUCCUCCACUCAGCCCACAAUCCUCUAUAGACAGUGAAUUAAGUGCUUCAGAAAUGGACGAAGACUCAAUAGGAUCUAAUUACAAACUAAACGACUUGACCGAUGUGCAAAUUUUAGCCCGGAUGCAAGAAGAGAGUCUUCGGCAAGAAUAUGCAGCAACUACUUCUCGGCGUAGCUCUGGUUCGUCAUGUAGUUCUAUGCGGCGGGGAACGUUUAGCGACCAGGAACUUGAUGCCCAGAGCUUAGAAGACGAAGAAGACAGCUGCCACCCUGCAGUGCACCCAGCUAUGAAUAGGUUCUCUCCAUCACCCCGCAAUUCACCCCGACCUUCACCAAAACAGUCCCCAAGGAAUUCUCCCAGGUCUCGAUCCCCUGCUAGAGGAAUAGAGUACAGCAGAGUGUCGCCUCAGCCCAUGCUUAGCCGACUGCAGCAGCCCCGCCUUUCGCUUCAAGGACAUCCCCCCGAUUUACAAACCACCACUGUCAAAAAUGAAGAAAAACUAAGGCGUAGUCUUCCAAACCUGUCCAGGACAUCUAACAUCCAUGUUGAGUCUGUGAAAAACAGUAGAAGUGACUCAAACUUUCAAGUGCCAAAUGGAGGAAUACCUCGUAUUCAGCCUCAGUCCUCAGCCACUCUGCAAAAGCAGAAAAAUUUACACCGUGUUGCCUUCAAAACCAAACAACUGCUUCCUACUCCAGCUGCCAAAGGAGUUCCGUCUCCCAGUAAAUUCCGGUCUCCAGCAGCGCCCUCACCUCUGGCUCUGAGACAGCCAGUAAAAGCAUUUAAUACCCAUGGACCUAAUUCUGUUCCCGAAGCCACGCAGCUGCCUUUAGUAGCUCCCGGUUCUGCCUCUGCAAGUCCAGCCAGCAGCAUCAACAGUGCUACGCUUACCAGGCCUGCAGGAACCACAGGGUUAAGGAGUGGCUUGCCAAGACCUAGUGCCCCCUCCUCUGGGGGCAUUCCAGUGCCUCGCAGCAAACUCACACAGCCCGUUCGCAGAUCUCUGCCAGCUCCCAAAACCUAUAGCAGCACAAAAGACGAGAGCUGGAAGGAUGGCUGCUACUGAACAGCAAAGCUUUGCAACUCAGCCGCGCCCGUCUUCACCAGGCUAAAACCACAGGUCAACAUGCAGACUGAUGGAAAAUACUUUGGGAGGGUGGGGCUGAAACUCUCCAGAUCUCUCUGUCUUUAAUUAGCACAAGCUGGCAGAGAUUAUAAAACAGCACUUUAAUGACAUUAACAUCAGAUACUUGGUGAUCACUCAAAUCAUUUUUACGUGAAUCACGUAUCAUUUCUGAAGCUCUGCUUCCCUGCUUCCUAAAAUUGUUACCAAUGCUCACAUGGCUACAACAGCCCGCACGGAUACAACCCAGGGCAGAUAUCUUAAUAUGCCAAAGAUACAUCCAUUUUGGAAAAAAAGCAGCACGUAAAAAAAAUGUUAAGCAAAAAAAAUAAAUAAUAAUCCUUGAAAGAUCACACAUUACUGGAUUUUAAAGGGCAAGGCUUUCUUUUAACACGUAGAAGAGAAAUACUCAUCUCGAUCAAAGCGAAAAUUGGACUGUAAAAAUGCUACUGGGCUAGGUGAGAUUGUUUUAGACAAUUGUGGAAGAGACGCGUGGGGAAACCGAGUCACAACAGAGCCUUGUCUCUGGAGUCUCACUGUGGGAGCGGUAGGAGAAUCCGUACCAUUUAUUUUUUUUUAAAAAACAAACCUAGCCUCUGAGACUCGAUAAGCAUAGGUUGCAUUUUUCUUUUUUUUAUGUUGACUUGUCAUAUCAGGUUUUGUAUAAUGCUACGAUUGCCAAAAGGGCUCAUUUUCAGUUGUACAAUCCCAAAACUUAGCUGUUCCUGGCUCAGGAAAAUAGCCUUUUUUUCUUUUUCUUCUUCUUCUUUUUUUGCAGCGAUACUUUUUUAAACACACGAGUCCUUUUUUAGAGCAAGCUUCCUGAAAAGAGAAAAGAAGAGAACGGAUGAAGAAAUAUCGCCGCGUGCUUAACGCCUGGCGUGCAACUGAGCAGGCCUGUAGUUAACAUGAAGGGAAAAACAACUAUGCAGCUCUUGGCCAGAGGUUCUAAGGAAAUCAGUUGUUCCGCUGAUACCAAAUGCUUUUAUUCAUGUAGGUAAUGUUUCAUGGGAUGAGGGAGUCUUCUUUCUUCUUCUUUUUUUAAAAGAUCAGCUUCCUAGAGAUGCGUUUAA